GUUUCUGUUAUAUAAAAGGAUCGAUUAGUUGGACAUUUAGUUUUAUGAAAUCUGUAGAUUUUUCUCGAGAAAACGAAACAGGAAAAUCUUGUUCGCCGGGGAAAAAAAAACUCAACACCGUGCCUGAAAUUUUCUUACACUUUCUUUGCCGCAGUCGUCUCCGGUUACCUGAUCUCGCCGUCACCAUGACAACAUCAAGGCGCCUUGCAGAGAGGAAGGUGGAGAAAUUCCAGAAGAACAUAACAAAGAGAGGAGCUGUGCCUGAAACAACCACAAAGAAAGGAAAUGACUAUCCUGUAGGUCCUGUACUGCUUGGUUUCUUCGUGUUCGUUGUCAUUGGAUCGUCUCUCUUCCAGAUUAUCAGGACAGCUACCAGCGGAGGCUUUGCAUAAUCCAUUUUAAGAAAUUGAAGAAGAUAUUUGUCUUUCCAUGUAUUUUUUUCUUCUUUUUAAAUUAGUCUUGUAGGAAACUGAUGAAACAUUUACCACAUGUUAUGAACUAUUCAGAAUUUGAAUAA
This is a messenger RNA of Hibiscus syriacus, 517 nucleotides long. RefSeq lists its product as uncharacterized. Gene Ontology annotation, biological process: endoplasmic reticulum unfolded protein response. Gene Ontology annotation, cellular component: endoplasmic reticulum. NCBI's taxonomy places the organism in Eukaryota, Viridiplantae, Streptophyta, Magnoliopsida, Malvales, Malvaceae. The transcript is spliced from 3 exons. The record is from RefSeq and is a predicted model, not a curated record. Bases 45 to 392 code for a protein of 115 amino acids.